AAGCGUUCGAAUGAACCUCACGCGCUCGGCUGCAGAAGAAGACGUUACGUUCUCAUUGGUAGGACGCCUCUGAUACGAGCUCCACAUAUAUAUAUAUAUUUUUUGUAGGAUAUCGCAAUUGGAAUUCUAGCGGUUGUGCGUUUGCCAAGCGUUUUCUUGCUUCGUCAUGCCGUACGUAUUCACCAGUGAGUGCGUUCGCUCGUUGCUACGCACAAAGCGCCUAGCGUUUAUGGGGUGCUCAAACAUUCGAGCCGUCUACAAGUAUCUCGUCUGUCUGUACCAGGAGAAUUCGCUCAUCUCAACUGAUUUGCUCAAGCAAAAGAUGGAGGAGAGCUGCCUUGGAGAUUACUUGGUAGACCAUGGAAAACAGAAUGGCCAAGGCUAUCUGGAAGAGAGAAUAUUUUGCAAUGACCACACAACGAUUUAUUUCUACUUUUUGACAAAGAUCUACAGUGACUACGUGCAGACAGUCUUGGUACGCAUGGCUGAUAUUUCCCCGGACGUUGUCAUCGUCAGCUCGUGCCUCUGGGAUAUUACGAGGUGGGGAGCCUGUGGCGUCGACGAGUACAAGAAAAACCUGCACCUGUUUUUCGGGGGACUCGGGCGCGUCCUUCCCCAAAGUUCCAUUGCGAUAUGGCUGACUGCAGCACCUCCAUCCCAGAACGUGCACGGUGGAUUUCUCUUCGUCCCAGAGCUUGACUUUCUCAAGUACUCGCUUAGGUUUCACGUCAUCGAGGCCAACUACUUCUGCCAAGAGACGGCUUCGAAGUUUGGCGUUGAUGUCGUUGACAUUCACUACUACCUGCGUAUGAUGCUUGAGUACCGAGAUGAAGACGGAAUUCACUGGCAUCCUGUGGCGGUGCGCCUCUGCACAAAUCUGAUCCUAACGCACCUUGCCUUGUCGUGGGGCGAGGAACUGCCUAACAGUGACGGCUUCCUCACCGCAAGCGAGAAACAAUGUUCUUCACCAAACGCCAUUGAUGUGUCUGAGGAGUCGGGCACAGAUGACAGCUAUCUUUCUGAAGAAUUGUCGCAGAGCAACAUCUUUGGAAGUGAGCUAGCUCCGCAAGAGAGCCGGUACAAUGACGCCUAUUUAACAGGGAUAAGCGGUGCGGUUACAUGA
Dermacentor andersoni is the source of this 1123-nucleotide messenger RNA. The record is from RefSeq and is a predicted model, not a curated record. NCBI's taxonomy places the organism in Eukaryota, Metazoa, Arthropoda, Arachnida, Ixodida, Ixodidae.